This is a messenger RNA of Kluyveromyces lactis, 1425 nucleotides long. RefSeq names its product Com2p (gene COM2). The record is from RefSeq and is a predicted model, not a curated record. Gene Ontology annotation, biological process: regulation of transcription by RNA polymerase II. Gene Ontology annotation, molecular function: DNA-binding transcription factor activity, RNA polymerase II-specific; RNA polymerase II cis-regulatory region sequence-specific DNA binding. The transcript has a single exon. The coding region runs from base 1 to 1425 and encodes 474 amino acids. NCBI's taxonomy places the organism in Eukaryota, Fungi, Ascomycota, Saccharomycetes, Saccharomycetales, Saccharomycetaceae.
AUGAAUCCCACGAUGUAUCAGAAUGAUUUUGUGACGAUUUCACAGGAGACUCUGCGGGAUGGCACGAUGUUUAAUUUGCAAUUGAAAAGGACACCACCGGCUGAUAAUAUGGACAAUAGCAAUAUUGGAGCUAAUAAGUAUAAUCAGUGGCAGUUUGAUUACGAAGAGCAAGAACUGAGUAAUGAUUUGACCGGAAAGACCUUGGAGGAUGAGAUCUUCAGUUUCCAGCAAGGAACUUCAAUCAGGGCCAUGGGCGACGAUAUCAGAAGGUUAUCGAUAAGCGAGUACCAUCGUGACGAUCCAAUGUACUAUGAGUAUGAGUUUUUCAACAAAGAUGUGAUGAACGGUAGUAGUAGUAGGGUAGGUAAUCUUGGGGGCAUGGGUAGUUCUAGGUCCGGAUCUGUGUUUUCUGAUGAGGAUAACGAGUUUGAUAUCGACAUGGAUCAAGAGUCAAUUUUUGUCAACGUGGGGUCAAAAUCUGUGAACGAUGCAACGCAGACAGUACCACAUACAACGAAUUCAAUGGCAUUGUUGUUAUCUGGAUUGGAUGAAGAUGUGUCCAUGAACUUGGAUUUGGACGAUGAGAAUGAUGGUACUGGUAACAGUGGGGUGAAGAAACUAUUCAAAUUGAAUAAGAUGUUCAGGAACAACAACAAUAGAGACCUCAUAUCGGAUGAUGAACCUCAGCAGAUCUUCAAGAAGAAGUACUUCUGGUCCCGAAAACCAACGGUACCUAUAUUGAGGAAUUCAGAACCAGUAUCCACGUCUCAUGGUGCUGGUCUUCCGCAUGCGCAUGCUGAACAUGCUCCUGCCACAGUUUCUUCUCACAAUGCGGAAUUUGAUGAUGACGAAAUGACCGAUGUGGAGACUGGGAACCCAUCGAUGGCAGCAGCGAUUGUCAACCCAAUCAAGUUGUUGGCUACUGGGGAGACUAAAAAUGACUCUGAUUUGAUAACUCUCAGUUCACACAGCACAAAGAUAAAUAGUCUGGAACCAGAUCUGAUCCUUUCGUCUAAUUCGUCGAUCAUGUCUGCAGUGAAGAAGAAUACAACGGGAUCGAGAAGUAUAAGCUCGGCAUCCUCCUCUUUGCUGUCUCCUCCACCAAUGGUACAGGUUAAGAAAGCGGAAUCGUUAUCAUUGGCAAAAGUCAUCUCGAGCAAGGAUUCGAUUUCAACGAUAAUAAAGAAACAACAAGGUGUGCCAAAGACAAGGGGACGGAAACCUUCGCCAAUACUGGAUGCUUCAAAACCAUUCGGCUGUGAAUACUGCGAUCGUCGAUUCAAAAGACAAGAGCAUUUGAAAAGGCAUAUCAGGUCUUUGCAUAUCUGUGAGAAACCGUACGGUUGUCAUCUUUGUGGGAAAAAAUUCAGCAGAAGUGACAACUUAAGUCAACAUUUGAAAACACAUACACACGAGGACAAGUGA